UCGAACGGUCGGUCCGAUAGGAUAUUAUUCCGUCUAUAGCUUCCGGUCGAAGUGUGUUGUUGUGUUGUUCCGGUUCUUCCGGUGUGAUGGUCAUUUCAUUUUUUGAUUUCCUCUCGAUUGUUCGGUGGUUCGGAUGGUUCGUCGAGAUGUGACUUUGGAUGAAAGUUUUUCUCGUAUUUACUCUCUAACUAACUAUAGUGGAACACCAGAAACGGGGAGUCGAAGUUGGAGGAGGAGUAUUCGAAGUGAAGCAUCGGGGAUCGCAAAACAGUUUUCGUUUAUGUGAUUGAAGAGACCGGUGGUACACCCAAGUGGGAAAAGUUAACCUUAAACCGUGUCUCGCUCGUAUGGGUAACUAGAUUGACGACGCGACGCUAUCAGGAUGUCAGAUAAGAAAAAGUCCCAGCUUUAAAGGAAAGACGACAAGCCAAGGACCAAGUGACCGAACAGAAAUGUCUGCCUGUGAAGUGAAAUUUCGCAGUAAAAAGCAAAAUUGCACCAAAUGACCGCUGCUCUGGGUGGAAAACUUCUGUGAUGUGAUGUUUCGUUUGAUCCACCGACCAGAUGCCAGCAGUUCCGAUUCCGGUGUGUGUGUGAAUGAGAAGGAAAAUAAGUCGAGGCGUCUAUAUUCCAUACAUCGCCGCGUCAUCGCUGUCUUCCCGGAACUCCCAGAAAGUGUUCCCUAUAGUAGUACAACAGAAAAGUGUUUUCCCAAACCCUAAUAAGAAGUUGGGGGUGUGUGGGGGAGGGCAUUUCCGUUCCUCUUGGAGCUGUUCUGUGUAUCUGGAGCUGUUUAACGACCCAUUCUGGCCUGGUUUGGCUGCAACGUGUGAGUGGCAAAAACAAAACGGCAAAAUCCCAUCCAUCUGAAGUGGCCGCCCAUUACCGGUUUGCGAUCUCUCUAAGAGGGGAAGGAGUAGGAAAAGGAGGAAGGAGAGCAGCAACAGCAUCACAUUAGUAAAAAGGGAUGAAGUCCGCAAUCCUGUAUCCUUACGGGCCUCUUCGUGCUAAUGGCUGCUGUCGGAUGCUGCAUGCGAAACAUUUAGCGCUAACGAGUGCCAUUUACACGCUGAACAUCUCCAUCCUGGUGGUGCUGCUCUAUUCCUGGCGAAUCAGUGUCAACGUGAAAAAGUACAGCGAUCUCGAGGACGUGUACUAUGGUGUACAAAUCGCAUACUUCGCCAUCAUCGGAACGCAAUGUUCAAUGAUUCUGCUGAGUGUGGUUCUGAUAUUCGGAAUCUACAAGGAGAACAUUGGGCUCGUAGUGCCGUGGAUAAUCGGAUUCAUCACUUUCAUGGCGCUCGAAGCCGUGGCCAUGGUUUACUCCAAUGUGCUGAGGGAUCAUGUCAAUAGGCAAUUUGACUCCCUGUGUAAAGCAGAAGUGGCCUUUUUCAUAUCACGAGCAUUUAUCAAUGCUCUGGCGAUGUUGGCCGUGACGCGCUUCUACAACCUGUUGCGUGCCGGUGUCACCUGGAAGGGGCCGGAAAUCAUCGAACUAUGACACAACUCGAACGACACGGAGAAAACGCUGGCGUCUCUCCGGGACGAAACCCACCUGAUAGUGCGGAUCCGCGAUCCGGACGUGGACGGAGGCGAGGACGGGAAUGCCGAUGGUUCUGCGGAUCGACGGUGGCGAACCGGAAGUGAGGACAGCAGUCAGGAAGGGGAAACCGAGGACGACAACAUGAUUGAUGGAUCGUGUUCAUUGGUUGGCCGAAGCAGCGGGCGGAAGUUCGAUCGAGGGAAACAGGGUCGGUCCUCGGGAAGCAGGAAAUCGAACACCCCAGGCCCCAAUGCCGACGACGAGGACGACGACCGGAUGAGUGCCGGAAGUGGUUCCGAUGAGGACGACUCGCUGCUGGUGGCGUACGAUAGCAACUCAGUGGCGUCCGUCUGACAAUAUCGAAAGCUGGUCAGGCGGACUGUGGCGGAUUUCCGACGACAGACGGACAGUGCUGUGUUGUUAUUUUUGAUUAUAUUUUGUAUCGAAGUUUAUGCGCAAAUUUAUAUAUUUUUCUAGAACACGGGAGCGAGCGGCAAACAACCGGAUUGCAAUAUAGAUGUACAGUUUAUUGUUAUAUGAGAGGAAACGGAAAAAAAAACAUAUGCGUAUGUUGAACUGUGUGAGCUGAAAAGCUCGCACGUGUUGAUACUUUAUGUGAGUUGAGGUUCGAUCGGGUGAUAGGAAAUCGAUAUAAACCAAAACAAAGCUAGAAAUAAAUAGAAAUGAAAUAUUAUUUACCUAGGUGUAACGGCCCCCAGAGGCAAGGGGACAUAAAACAAAAUUCCUACGACGGACGUCGGUUAUCAACAAGAACCAACAACAGCUACAAGCAUAGAGAAUUUAGGCGAAACAAAGAGAAAUCGUAGUAAUCGAGUAUAUUGAGAGAAUAUACAGUAAUAAUUGCAGAAAAUUAGUCCAAACAAUAGGGGCUGCCACAGAUAUAAAUAAAUGAAUGUUUGAAGAAUUAAA
This is a messenger RNA of Uranotaenia lowii, 2473 nucleotides long. RefSeq lists its product as uncharacterized. Bases 968 to 1501 code for a protein of 177 amino acids. The transcript is spliced from 7 exons. The record is from RefSeq and is a predicted model, not a curated record. NCBI's taxonomy places the organism in Eukaryota, Metazoa, Arthropoda, Insecta, Diptera, Culicidae.